Molecule: messenger RNA, 1426 nt
Organism: Aphanomyces invadans
Lineage: Eukaryota; Oomycota; Saprolegniomycetes; Saprolegniales; Verrucalvaceae
Exons: 4
Coding region: 77-1276 (399 amino acids)
Source: RefSeq, a predicted model, not a curated record
AAGAAAGUCACACUUGCUGAAAGAGAGAAACCGCAAGCGUUUCGCAACUCUGGCGACGGUGACUGCCGCGGCGUCGAUGCCAUCGACGCGAACCACUGGACUGAAUCGGCGCGGGUCGAACGAGAAGAACAGAGCCACGUCGGAGCCGGUAGAGGCGAUCAAAACACCCUUUGAGAGUCCUGCAAUGUCCAAGUUCCCCCACACUAACCCGUCGCCAUCCCCCACGCCACCACCGCGCCAACUCAUGGAGCUGUUCCCGCCACUGCCGACGUCCACUUACGUGCAAUGUCUCCAGCGUCAUGCGUACCUCGUAGAAAAACUAUCCAAGCUAGGCAGCACUAGCAGCAUCCUCGAUCCCACGUACCGUCAAGUUCUUACUCUCACAGUGACCGAAAUAUUGGACGCCUCGUCCGCGACCCUUGAGAUCGCGUCACUGACGUUGCCACCAACGUUGCGAUUCAUGCUGCACUUGCUGAUUGCCCAAGAGCACCACGUGUGGCCAAAGGAAGUACCGUCACCAGAGCUAGUCGUGGGACUCUGCAACAUCCACGUCUUGUUGUGGCGCGUCACCACCCGCAUCGACGCAAUCUUGGCUCAGGCAUUGGCGAAUGGAGCUGCAAAAGAAGCAUGGCAGGAUGCGACUCCUUUGGAAGACAUCAACGCUAACCUGAAGCUGCGGCUGGCUCUCAUCGCGGAGGAGUGGGCCAACGUUGUGUGCACGGUUGUGCGCAACAUCUUUCAAGCAGUGGCUGCGGACACGGUUGCUACGGGAAGUGCUUCAAACAAGCACGAGGGCACGCCGUUUAUGACCAAGUUGCUCCACGAGUUGCUGCGCCCGAUGGGCAACUUUGUCUUGACUGUUGACGACGACAAUGCAAAACGAUACGUGCUGACACACCUGCUCGACAACAUCAUCGACACUACAAUCGAGGAACUCGUGUCGUCGGUGGGCCAAGUUACUGAGAGCGACCGGCGGCACCUCCAGGGCAAUAUCGACCAGCUCAAGGCGUGGAUCGAAGCGACGUGCGACCGAUUGUCGACUCUGCCGUCCGUCAAGCGCCUCGAUCGGCUUAACCAGGAGUGGAGCAUCCUCGGCGUCGACAAUCGACGUCGGCGAUCGAGCUUUGACGUCAUCAUGGACUCGCUCACGUCCGACUCCAUCGCCCGAUUCUAUCGAGGCAAGCACCAGCAGUCCGUCGGGUCCAUGCGGCACCUCAGCACAAAGACGACACGCCGACCGUCGUCGCACAGGUCGCAGAUGCACUCGACAACGUAAUCCACCCAGGGCUACAUACAUCCUCGUCCCCCAUCGCCCACGACGUCUCUUGCGCCACAUCCUGUCGAUCUUUCUGCAGCCUAGAAGCGCCGUAGGACGGCGACAAGUUGACGAACUAUGUGAAGCCCACACGUCUGGCAAACUUUCGCC